AAAGCAAAGGUAGGGAGAAAUGGAAAAGCCACCAUAAAAACAACAAUAUCCGUGGUCCCUACCCCAACAUAAAGCGAAGGAAAACCCCCACACAAUUCAUCUAGAUUCCCCAACACCAAAAUAAAGCUUGCUCAUAAUCAUCAUGCAACUGAUGAAGCAAGAUACUAUUGAAGUGAGUGCUCUAGUAGUAUUGAGAAACAUGGGUUCAUUGGUGUUUGGAGUGUGGUUUCUCUGGGCAGCAUAUACAAUCCCUCUAAGUUGGUGCCACCCCAACACAUGUCGUUCAUACUGCGGCAACAUAACCAUAGACUACCCCUUCGCACUCCAAUACGGUUGCGGCCACCCUGGCUUCCGCGAUCUUCUUUUCUGCAUGAACGAGGUUCUCAUGUUCCACGUCAGCUCCGGCUCCUACAGGGUCCUCGAAAUCGACUACGCCUACCAGGCCCUCACGCUUCACGAGCCUCACAUGUCUACCUGCCACAACCUCGUCCUCGGAUCCCGAGGCAACGGCUUCUCCGUCGAACCCUGGCGGGCUCCUUACAUGAACCCCGCCGCCGACAACGUCUUCAUGCUCAUCGCCUGCUCCCCUCGCUCCCCCCUCUUCCAGGGCUUCCCCGGAAAACACCUCCCCUGCCGCAACGUCUCCGGAAUGGGCUGCGAGGAGUACCUCUCCUGCCCCGCCUGGGAGAUGAUGGGCCACAAGAGAUCUGGCCCCGCCUCCUUCUUCGGCUCCGGCCCACUUGAGUGCUGUGCCGUUCCCUAUCAGGCUAUUAGGGAGAUUAACCUCACCAAGCUUCAGUGUGAAGGGUAUAGCAGUGCUUAUAGCGUCGCUCCGCUUAAGGUUGAUGGGCCAGGCGGGUGGUCCUACGGGAUCCGUAUUAGGUACUCCCUUCAGGGGAAUGAUGAGUUCUGUGGCGCCUGUGAAGCCACUGGUGGCACCUGUGGCUACGGUUCCGAUGGGAUUAGACAGGUCUGUAUGUGCGGGGACUUCAACUCCACCUCCAAUUGUGAUUCAGUUGGCUUACCGUCAGGAGCAACACAUGAUCAAGUAUUAGCAGGACUAUUGACGUAUGUGGUAUUGUGGAUGACGAGCAAUCAGAUUUCAAAAGUAGGAUAUGUAUAGUGUGUGAGACUGUCAUCGUGAAAUGGGUCACGUGUUCCAUAUGUAAAUGCCAUUUUUUUUGCUGAAGACAAUGGUGGUCAUACAAUGAGAGUGAGAGCGAGUUUUGAUUUGUAUUCCGUGUUCCCCAUCUAGAGGCUUACUCAAACAUUAUUCAAAAGCGCAGGAUGCAGGGUAAUGCUAUUUUACUAAAA
Vigna radiata var. radiata (mung bean) is the source of this 1314-nucleotide messenger RNA. RefSeq lists its product as uncharacterized. The transcript has 3 exons. The coding region runs from base 143 to 1123 and encodes 326 amino acids. The record is from RefSeq and is a predicted model, not a curated record. NCBI's taxonomy places the organism in Eukaryota, Viridiplantae, Streptophyta, Magnoliopsida, Fabales, Fabaceae. Gene Ontology annotation, molecular function: polysaccharide binding.